AUGGACAUAACCCGGACGGCAGCAAUUGAUAAAGAGACGAGUAGAAGAAAACGGUCUUCGAAGUCGUUUAGGCGACAAGGCUCGUCUGGUUCGAUUUGGGAUGAGAAAUUAAAUUCCGAGGAAAUAAAGAAACUAAUGCAAAAUGAAGGGAAGGUUGAUCAGAGAGAGCUAAGGCAUUGCCAAAGCAUCGGAGGCGUUGGGACGAUCAAUUAUGGCAUAUCAAAUGCAGCAGUGCCCUCCGUUUAUUGGCGCAGUUUUUCUACUCCGGCUAUGAUGAUGUUGAAGAAAAAGAAGAAACCUUAUGAAGAAUCGGGUGAAUGUGGAGGUCAUGUGGUGGGUGCUUCUGAAAAACCUCCGAAUCCACUAAGAUGGAUUUUUGGGAAGAAGGGUAAAUAA
This is a messenger RNA of Ilex paraguariensis (yerba mate), 396 nucleotides long. The record is from the annotation of a GenBank genome assembly. NCBI's taxonomy places the organism in Eukaryota, Viridiplantae, Streptophyta, Magnoliopsida, Aquifoliales, Aquifoliaceae.